AUGUUGGUCUCAACUUACCAUGUAACCGAGAGAUGGAUGGCCUUUUGGCAGCUGAUCCAGAUGGAAAUCCGACAGCAUUCUUGUCUUGUCAAAGUAGUGGAUCUGACUAUCCUAAACAAUAGCUGUGCUCAUGGCGAAACUUGCAUAGGCGGUACAGUAUGCGACUUGGAACGUUUGAGGUGCCUUUGCCCUUACGGUACCGUACCCCAACUGGAAACGUUGUCAUGCCUCAAGCCACAGACAAGCUAUAAUUCUUUUGGACCUUUCGGAAACUUCGAUAAACCGGCCGCAACCCCGACUGCUUUCCUUCCCAACCCUGGACACACGAACCCUCCACCAUUCACAUUCAACUUCAGCCCAAUUUUCAAUAAGGAAACAAGCCCAAAUAUGAACUUUGGAAAUCAGAACAAUAACAAGCCGAGCAACUCGAACAGCGGAUCAGCUGGCGAGCAAAACUCGUACCCGAACAACAACUACGGUAACAAUGCACAAUGGAGCAAAAUUGGAGCCGGAAAAGCAAUUUCGAAUGGUGGAGUGUACCCAUCUAAUGGAUUUGGUGAGGUUCCAAAACCUGGCGGCGAACCUUACGUCUUCCAACCGAAUUUCCAAAAUCUCUAUCCUACGACGACUCCAGCAUCAACAACCAAGAAAGUACCGCAAUUAGCUCGACCUGGUCAGUCCUGCCGCGAAAACGAGGUGUGCAUUGGCGGUUCGAUCUGCACAUUGCCGAUAGCGCUUUGUCUAUGUCCUGGUGAACUCGAAGAAAAAGAUGGAGAAUGUGUGUUGCCACCAUCGGCUUCGAUCCCAAUCGAAAAAGUGGGAAUCGGAGCUCUGUGCUCGGAAUUGGCUGAAUGUGAUAACGGAUCCACUUGUGUGAUGGGUCGAUGUGUUUGUGUUCCUCCACUAGUCCAACACGAAGAUCGCUGUGUAUUGAGACAGGAUCGCAAGGAAGUUGGACCUGGUGAACUAUGCGACAACGGUGAAACUUGUGUACGUGGAUCUGUAUGCGAUUCCGUGAUACCAGUUUGUGUAUGCCCACCUAACACCGAUUUGUACAACGGCGACUGUGUUCCCAUCUCAUCGAUAAAGGACCGUCCACGUAGUGAGUUGCAUUGGUAGAA
Molecule: messenger RNA, 1121 nt
Organism: Cylicostephanus goldi
Lineage: Eukaryota; Metazoa; Nematoda; Chromadorea; Rhabditida; Strongylidae
Source: the annotation of a GenBank genome assembly